AUGUUCUUUCACCAUAUGAAUGGCGGUGCACGGUCGCGUGAUGGACCCGUUGAUACUUAUUUAUAUGACGUGCUCAAUGUGAGGCCGAACGCCAGUGAGUCGGAAAUCAAAAAGGCAUAUCAUCAUUUGGCAAAGGAAUAUCAUCCGGAUAAAAAUCCGGCACAUGGUGAUCGUUUCAAAGAGAUCUCAUUUGCAUACGAAGUGUUGAGUAAUAAGGACAGAAGGGAUACGUACGACAUGUACGGAAUGGAUGGACUCAAAGAAGGCGGUGGUGGAGGUGGUUUUUCGGGCGCAGAGGAUUUAUUUUCGUCGCUGUUCGAGGGCGGGGGUGGAUCAUUUGCAUCAUUCUUCGGAGGUGGCGGUAGAAGAAGGCAAACCAAGGGCGCGGAUAUGAACUAUCCAUUAACGGUCACGCUUGAAGAUUUGUACAAUGGCAAAACUUCCAAAUUACAACUCUCAAAAAAGCCAGGAAUGGAGCCAGGCGAUGUGAUAAUCUUCGUGAAUUGUAAAGAGCAUGAGUUAUUAGAGAGUAUCAUAAUGGGUCGUCCACGGGCAAUACCAAUCCCACAGGGUGAUGAUUGCGAAGAGGUUUCAUUAAUGCCUUAUGACGAAGGGAAAUUCCAAAAUACCGGACGCAGAGAGGCGUACGAUGACGAUGAUGAUGAGGAGGAUGCGCGAGGAGGAGGUGGCAACGUUCAAUGCCAUCAGUCAUAG
Molecule: messenger RNA, 714 nt
Organism: Anisakis simplex (herring worm)
Lineage: Eukaryota; Metazoa; Nematoda; Chromadorea; Rhabditida; Anisakidae
Source: the annotation of a GenBank genome assembly